AUGGUGGACCCUGUGCCAGAGGAGGAGGAGGAAAAAGCAGGAGCUGAGCCAAGCAGUGUUGGAGAAGAUGGAGCAGCUGCAUCUGCAUCUUCUGUCCCUACUGGUGCCCAGCAACUGCCCACUGCAACAUCUUCUGCCCCACCAGGUGUACCUAGCAAAGCUGAGGGCUUGGUAAGCUACAGGGAAGGCAGGCAGAGGGAACAGUCGCCUAUGUUGCACCUUGAUUUGUUCAACUUUGACUGUCCAGAAGCAGAGGGCAGCCGCUACGUGCUCACCAGCCCCCGCUCAUUGGAGGCCUGUGCCAGAUGUGCAGUUAAACCUGUGGAGCUGCUGCCUCGGGUGCUGACAGAUCUGGUGCGUGAGGCUCCAGGCCGCUCUAUGCGGGUGGCUACAGGGCUUUAUGAAGUGUAUGAGGCUGAACGCCUAGCCAAGUUACAGCAGUGCCGGGCUGAACGAGAGCGGAUCAUCAAGGAGGAAAAACGGCGUCUCUUCACACCUCUGAGCUCCAACACCGCAGUCCCAACAGCAGCCCCGAUCCCGACUGCAGGCCCUGGCAGCAGCAGCAGCUGCAGCAGCAGCGCAAGUCUCCCAGCUUCACCUGCUCCCCGCGUUCCCCGCGCUCCCCGCAAAUCCUCUUCGUCGCCCUCACCGGCUCGGACCAAGCCUCCUCCAGCUGCUUCCCGACCAGGCAAAAAGAGCCACUCACUAGAUUCCCUGUCUCGCCGGCGAGAAGGUGCCCUAAGCUCAGAAUCUGGGGCCUCCUCCUCCUCCUACAGUGGUGAUAGCCUAAGGGAGCACUGGCUGCCCCGAAGCCCAGCCACUGGUGGCCUCCUUGCUGGGUCUGCUGCCUCAGCCCCCAAUCCCCAGACUCGGCCGUCGGCUCUCACCUUGGCGCCCCUGUCAGGUCGCAGCUUCAGCUUGAGCGACCUGUGCCACUCACCCCAGACCGCCCGCCACGUGGAGAGAAUCGUGCGCCAGGUGCGGGAGGAGAAGGGCCUCCGUGGGUUGCCAGAGCGCGACCGUAAGAUUGCCGCCCUUAUGCUGGCCCGCCACCAGGAAGAAGAAUUGCUUCGAGAACAGCAAGCGUUUGCCCACGGCCAGUGGGAGCUGCAGCGAGCCAAGGCCAUGCAGCAGCGGGAAAAAGAGGAGAGGGAGAAGCAGCGGGCCCUAGCGCAAUGCCGCCAGGCCUGGGCAGCACAAGUAGAGGAGCGCCUGGGGAGGCUGGGCCGCGAGGAGCGGAAGGCUGCCAGGCGGCUACGGAGCCAGCACGCUCGAGGCGAGGAACAGCGUCUUGAACUUGUUGAGAGGCAAGGUCAGCUUCGGCUUGAGCGGGUUCAGAGGGCGGCGCUGGAAGAUAGGAUGCGUAAACUGCAACAAGAGCACAACCUCAAGCUAUGGGAGGAAGGUCGGCAGAAAGAGAGAGAGCGGGCUGACCACGCCCGGCGGGAGCGGGCAGAGAGGGCAGCCCGGACCAAGCGGAAACAGGACACUUACUUACAGAGGGAGAAGCAGCAGCUAAGCCGGGCGGAACGGGCACAUCAUGAGGCACUAUUACAGGGUCUGGCCCGGAAAGAGCGGAAAGAACAAGAGGGGCUACGGCUGUCACUGGAAGCGAGCCUGGAACGGGCCCAGGAAAACUACGAGCAGCUGAUGGAACAGCGAAGUCGGCAUUUGCGAGAGAGAGCACGGAGGGAAGAAUUGCAAGGCAGGCGAGCCAAGGAGGUGGCUGAGCGCAAGGGGAGAGAACACCAAGAGCACCUGGAAGCACUGGCCAAAGCAGGAGAACUGCGGAUGCAGCAUGCAACACAGGUGGUGUCGGAGGCAGUGCAGUUGAAGGCCCGUAGGAUAGGGCAGAGUCGGCUAGAGAAGGAACGGACGCAGCGGGCCAACAAAGAAAAGGUGGACCGCGAAGAAGACAGCCGCAGGCGGGAGCUGCAGCAGGCCAUUGAAAGAAAGUGCGAGCGGAGCGAGCGCCUGUCUCGAGAGAGGCGGAGCGCAUUGGAGAAUGCGCGCUCCACUGCCCGCGCUUCUUUCCACGUAAGAGAAAAGGUGCGCGAGGAGACUAACACGCGCACUUUUGACCGGAUGGCAUUAGAAGCCAAACUCCAUGCCAGUCUGGGCAGAAACUGA
This is a messenger RNA of Trichosurus vulpecula (common brushtail), 2130 nucleotides long. RefSeq names its product coiled-coil domain containing 177 (gene CCDC177). Lineage: Eukaryota; Metazoa; Chordata; Mammalia; Diprotodontia; Phalangeridae. The transcript has a single exon. The record is from RefSeq and is a predicted model, not a curated record. The coding region runs from base 1 to 2130 and encodes 709 amino acids.